This is a messenger RNA of Actinia tenebrosa (Australian red waratah sea anemone), 2033 nucleotides long. Its product is annotated as MORN repeat-containing protein 1. NCBI's taxonomy places the organism in Eukaryota, Metazoa, Cnidaria, Anthozoa, Actiniaria, Actiniidae. Gene Ontology annotation, cellular component: cytosol. The record is from RefSeq and is a predicted model, not a curated record.
AAAUAACAUUCUUAGUUUUUCCUUAGCCCUCCCCCCUUAGUAGAUCUUACCGCUUGGCAACCACUCUUCAACAUAAACAUGGCGGACGACAGUUUGGUUGUCCUAUCCUCAUCUUCAUCCUCUUUCUCGUAAAUUAUCAUUAUGGCCACAGUAUUAAAUACUACUACCUCUAAAGGGGCUGGCAAUUACGUUGGGGAAACUAGAAAACAACUUAGAGACGGGUUUGGUGUUUAUAAUUAUCCCAACAAAUUUUUUAGGUAUGAAGGAGAAUGGAGCAAGGGAAAGAAACACGGUCAUGGUAAGUUGUUAAUGGCAGAUGGUAGUUUUUACGAAGGCCAGUUUCAAGAUGGAGAGAUUCAAGGCCAUGGAUUUCGACGAUGGGCUUCAUCUAAGAAUGAAUAUACAGGGCAGUUUGUUAGAGGAGAAAUGAUGGGACAUGGUAUCAUGAAAUGUGGUAAUGGAUCAAGAUAUGAAGGAGAGUGGAUGAAUAAUCAGAAAGAAGGUAAAGGAAAGUUGUAUGGUAAAGAUGGAUCUGUUUAUGAAGGUUCAUUCCAUAGCAAUAAGAAACAUGGACAAGGCAAUCACACCUAUAGUAAUGGAGAGGUUUAUGAAGGAGACUGGGUGAAUGAUUUACGUCAAGGUCAUGGAGUUAUGAAGUAUGAAGAUGGAACAAUUUAUGCUGGUCAGUGGUGGGGUGGUGAAGCACAUGGAGAGGGUUCUAUAAUUCAUGCAUCUGGCUUGUCAUUUGAAGGCCUGUGGACAGGAGGAAGACCUGCAGCGGAGGCAGUUGCAAUACGUGUUGUGGGGAAACCUCAGCAAGAUGUUAUGCAAGGAAGACCAUUUGGUUUUGAAGUGGAAUGUGUUUCACUGGAUGGGGAGCGUGUACCAGAGGAUGGAAGGCUUCUUCAAGUGACUGGUUGGACAAGAAUAUAUGGCAAGAAAUCCUCAGCCAAAUCAUCUGAUGCAGAUGAAAGACUUCCCACUCCAUUUGGGUUUGAUGUGGAGCCUUACUAUCUGACUGAGUCACUAGGGGACAUGUCAGCUGAUAACAUGUUGUAUGGAGGAUUAAAUGCUCCAUCAAGUGUGAUGUCAACCAGACCUCUCCAGACCACUUCACCCUCUGAAAGUACUCUAGAUGUACAGAUACCAUUAGACAAUGGAUCAGACAAUGGGGAUAAAGAAGGAUCAGCCACAGAAAGUCAUCAUGACUUAUUGAAUAGACAGACUGUAGGGUCUCAGGCCAGCACUACUAUUAACACCAGCAUUGAUAAAGGAAUUGGAGACAUAGAGCAACCAUUACCCAGUCCUCCAUCAACUGUGAGGACAACACAGGGAAGAGCAAUCUUUGAGAAUCUGUACCUUCCAGCACUACCUACUGGUACAAAGUCGUUUACCAGCUUACACGAAGUUGAAAUUAGACCAGAGCAGUCAACAAGAAGAGCGAGCCUCAUGAAAUGGAAAAAAGGAGGGUCAGUAAUCAACCCGAACUUGCUAUCUAACACUCCAAUGAUAAGUGAAGGUGGUAGCAAGAAAAAGAAAGAAGCUUUGGCAGAUAUUGUUGAAAAGUCUGAUCCAAAAUUUAAAAAAUCAAAAGAAAUCAAACGAGACGAGAAGAGUGCUGAUGAUAAGCUGUGCAAACCAGGAGAUUAUGUUAUUGUUGUACAAGAUGUAACAAUACCAAAAUUCCUAGAUUCACGAUUACAACCAGCAUUUAUACAUAUAAGAUUGACUCCAAAGAAGAGAGACAAAAGUAAAAUCGACGUUAGACGAAACUGGAUCGAGAGACAGGAAAACCUAAGACAGGAAAAAGAACGCUCUGAUGGUAACCCCGCAUAGAAACACGACUUGGGUAUCUUAUAAUAUUAUGUACUAUUACGCAAACAUUACCAAAUACUAAGUUUCAUGUUGGUAACUUAUUCUACUUCCGCUACGACUUAUUGCGGCAUCAGUUGUAUAGAUAUUUACAUGACAGUUGUUCGUUUUCUGCCACGAUUCCUCUCCCGGCAACAAAUAAAAUCAUUUUAUUCCAAAAA